GGUCCCGGCCCCGCCGCGCACCGCCAGGGCCACCCGGCCGCCAUGGCGCGGCUGGAGGUGGACCGGGCCUUCCUCCGCUCGCCGCGGGGCUCACUGAAGAUCUCCCGCACGCUAGUGACACUGGCCACCCUCUUCUGCUUCGUGGCCGUGGGGUCGUACGAGGCCUACGCGGCGCUGGCCCGCAUGGAGGCGGGGAUCACCGUCCUGUUCCUGCUGCUCUACCUGCUGAGGCUUGACGCAAGGAUUCGGGGCCUCUCCUGGCCGCUGGCUGAUGUUUUGAACUCGGUGAUUGCAGCGUUGUUCCUCCUCGCUGUGUCCUUGUCGUUCGCAAUAAUAAUCAGGAUCAACAAAGGGACAUUGGCUGGAGGAGUAAGCAGGAACACUGUUAAUGAAUUUCAGUUCUUACAGUGCAGUGAUUUGAACCUCUUGGUCCUGACAUUGUGGUAG
Molecule: messenger RNA, 447 nt
Organism: Catharus ustulatus (Swainson's thrush)
Lineage: Eukaryota; Metazoa; Chordata; Aves; Passeriformes; Turdidae
Product: chemokine-like factor
Cellular component (GO): membrane
Source: RefSeq, a predicted model, not a curated record